UUUUGAAAGGCUGAAUUAGGCCUCUUAUUAAAAGGCGACAUUCUUUUUUCUUUUCUUGCAUAUAACAUCAACUAAGUUUUUCAUUACUCCCCCAAAACGGAAACUUUGGUUAAAGAACGUCGUAUAGAGAGGGAGAAACAAAGAGAGAAGGCAUGCAAGUGCAAAUGCAGAGGGGAUACCCUUUGGUAAAACAGCAGUACAAAGCAUUACUAAAGAAGAACUAUUUAGUAGCAUGGCGAAACAAGACGGCCACAUUCCUUCAACUUUUUUCAUCCCUCUUUUUCAUCUUCCUUCUUUUCUGUAUCCAAAAAGCUAAAGAAGCCAGCUACUACUCUUCUUCCUCUACGUACAAGAACGUGCAGGACCCAGAACUACUGGUGUCGCUGCCAAUCCCGCCUUGUGAGGACAAGAACUUCAUCCAUCUCCCCUGCUAUGACUUUGUUUGGAGUGGUUCUCAGAGUCCAAGAAUUAGGCAGAUUGUGAGCGGAAUGAUGGCCAACAAUCCUGGCAGACCCAUCCCUUCCUCUAAGGUUCUGUCAUUUGAAACACAAGAUGAAGUGGACGAAUGGUUUUUCAAGAACCCUAUGCGUUGUCCUGGAGCCCUCCACUUUGCUGAAAGGAAUGCUAGCAUAAUCAGUUAUGGUAUACAGACCAACUCCACUUCCGUUGCAAAACGAGGUAUCUAUGAAGAUCCAACUUUUAAGUUCCAAAUCCCACUUCAACUGGCUGCUGAACGUGAAAUUGCAAGAUCUCUCAUUGGAGAUCCAAAUUUCAGUUGGGUUGUCAGUUUCAAAGAAUUUGCACAUCCUGCUUUAGAAUUUCGCUCUGCCUUGGGUUCACUUGGGCGUACCUUUUUUCUGGCUGUUACUAUGUUUGGCUUUGUCUUCCAAAUCAAUGCUUUGAUCACUGAAAAGGAACUCAAACUCCGACAGGCAAUGACUAUGAUGGGGCUCUACGAUACUGCCUAUUGGUUGUCAUGGUUAACUUGGGAGGGAUUCAUGACAAUUCUUUCUACUCUUCUCACAAUUCUCUUCGGGAUGAUGUUUCAGUUUAAUUUUUUCUUGAACAACAGCUUUGCUGUCGUGUUUCUUCUAUUUUUCCUCUUCCAACUUAAUAUGAUUGGUUUUGCGUUCAUGAUGUCUGCUUUUAUUAGCAAGUCAUCUUCGUCAACAAUUAUUGGUUUCUUAAUCUUCGUUGCCGGUUACAUGACUCAGCUUGUAACAGCAUCUGGAUUUCCCUACAGUGAGGAAUAUUCCAAGACUGAUAGGAUCCUUUGGUCAUUGUUUCCGCCAAAUCUUCUUGCUCAAGGCCUUCAUUUACUUUCUAAUGCAACUGCCAUUCCUGAAGAUCCUGGUGUCAGCUGGAGUGGGAGGACAAAGUGUGCUUUUAAUGAUGCAGACUGUGUACUAACUAUGAAUGAGAUUUACAUAUGGCUCGUGUCAACAUUUUUUCUGUGGUUUGUUCUUGCUAUUUACUUGGACAACAUAAUUCCGAAUAUUUCUGGUGUGAGAAAAUCAAUGCUAUACUUCUUGAAUCCUAGCUACUGGACGGGUAAAGGUGGAAAUACGGUGAAAGAGGGUGAUAUCUGUAGCUGCACAUGUUCAGUGCCUUCCCUGGAUAGUAUUAUACCAGAUGAUGAAGAUGUUCUUGAAGAAGAAAACAUUGUUAAACAGCAAGCUACGCAAGAUCAAGUUGAUUCUGAUGUUGCUGUUCAAGUACGUGGCCUUGUAAAGAUAUAUCCAGGAACAACAAAGGCAUGCUGCUGCAUUUGCAAAAAGAGAUCUCCUUAUCUUGCCCUCAAGAGCAUAUGGGUGAACCUUGUAAAGGAUCAGCUAUUUUGUCUUCUUGGGCCGAAUGGAGCAGGGAAAACUACUGCUAUUAAUUGCUUAACUGGGAUUACACCUGUUACUGCAGGAGAUGCACUAAUAUAUGGUCAGUCCAUAAGUAGCUCUGCAAGCAUGUCAAACAUUCGAAGGAUGAUAGGGGUUUGUCCCCAGUUUGAUAUUCUUUGGGAUGCAUUGUCCGGUCAAGAGCAUCUGCAUCUUUUUGCCAGCAUUAAAGGUCUACCCCCUUCUUUAGUAAAAGAGGUUGUAGAGAAGUCACUAGCCGAGGUAAAACUCACAGAUGCAGCCAGAAUGAGAUCUGGUAGUUACAGUGGAGGAAUGAAACGACGCCUCAGUGUCUCUAUAGCCCUUAUUGGUGAACCAAAAUUGGUCAUUUUGGAUGAACCAACUUCUGGCAUGGAUCCAAUAACUAGAAGACAUGUCUGGGACAUAAUUGAGGGUGCCAAAAAAGGGCGUGCGAUCAUUCUGACCACUCAUUCAAUGGAAGAAGCUGACAUCUUAAGUGACCGCAUUGGUAUCAUGGCAAAGGGUAGGCUUCGUUGCAUUGGAACUUCAAUAAGAUUGAAAUCAAAAUUUGGAACCGGUUUCAUUGCUGAUGUAAGCUUCUCUGGUGGGACAAAUGGGACUCCUGAAAGAGAACAUACUUUGAGUACAUCUCAACCUGAAGCUGUGAAACAGUUUUUUAAAAGUCGUCUGGACGUGGUGCCUAAAGAGGAAAACAAGUCCUUCCUAACCUUUGUUAUUCCCCAUGACAAGGAGAAGCUGUUGACGGACUUCUUUGCUGAGCUACAAGAUAGAGAGAAGGAAUUUGACAUAUCAGAUAUCCAGCUCGGGCUUACAACUCUUGAAGAAGUUUUUCUGAACAUUGCUAAACAAGCAGAACUGGAAGAUGUGGCUGAAGGAAGAUUUGUGACUCUUAGUUUGAAUACAGGGCUCUCACUUCAAAUACCUAUAGGAGCGAGAUUUGUGAAAAUCCCAGGAACAGAAACUGCUGAGAAUCCAAUUGGCACUAUGGUAGAAGUGUAUUGGGAACAAGAUGAAUCUGGUACACUCUGCAUUUCAGGUCACUCGCAAAACAUGCCAAUACCAGCUCAUGUUCAACUAAGAGAUCCUUCAAUAGCCACUUCUAGUAGAAACUUCUUACGAAGACGGGAAGAAAUUCAUGGAACUGUGAUUGAUCCUGCACAGAUUAUAGGUGCAAGUUCAUAAUAAAGAUAGAACUUCAGGUCACAGUAAGUAAUAAAAGGUUUUACAGAACUAUAUUUGUGUAUAGAAACAUAAAAAAGUGACUUUUGUGCGAUGACACAAAGUUGAAUAACCAUAUGUGAAAUUUACCCUAACUUUUAUGAUAAUUGAGGAAUCUCUGAGGGUCAUACUAUCAUGCCCCAAAAUGGGUUGAGACGUG
Molecule: messenger RNA, 3249 nt
Organism: Lycium barbarum (goji berry)
Lineage: Eukaryota; Viridiplantae; Streptophyta; Magnoliopsida; Solanales; Solanaceae
Product: ABC transporter A family member 2-like
Exons: 16
Coding region: 153-3053 (966 amino acids)
Biological process (GO): lipid transport; transmembrane transport
Cellular component (GO): membrane; intracellular membrane-bounded organelle
Molecular function (GO): ABC-type transporter activity; ATP hydrolysis activity; ATP binding
Source: RefSeq, a predicted model, not a curated record